Populus nigra (black poplar) is the source of this 999-nucleotide messenger RNA. Its product is annotated as malate dehydrogenase, cytoplasmic-like. The transcript has 7 exons. Gene Ontology annotation, biological process: malate metabolic process; oxaloacetate metabolic process; tricarboxylic acid cycle. Bases 1 to 999 code for a protein of 332 amino acids. Gene Ontology annotation, molecular function: L-malate dehydrogenase (NAD+) activity. NCBI's taxonomy places the organism in Eukaryota, Viridiplantae, Streptophyta, Magnoliopsida, Malpighiales, Salicaceae. The record is from RefSeq and is a predicted model, not a curated record.
AUGCCAAAGGAUGCAGUCAGGAUUUUGGUUACCGUAGCUGCAGGGCAAAUAGGCUAUGCUCUUGCCCCAAUGAUUGCAAGAGGAAUCAUGUUAGGGCCAGAUCAGCCCGUAAUCCUGCACUUACUUGACAUUCAACCUGUUGCCGAGUCCUUGAAAGGGGUGAGAAUGGAACUAAUAGAUGCUGCCUUCCCUCUUCUCCAAGGUAUUCUCGCUACAACGGAUGUCAAUGAAGCUUGUAAAGGUGUUAACAUUGCUGUUAUGGUCGGUGGUUUUCCCUGUAAGGAAGGAAUGGAAAGGAGAGAUGUGAUGCAUAAAAACGUACCAAUCUUCAAGGCUCAAGCUUCAGCUUUAGAACAACACGCGGCUCCUGAUUGCAAUAUCCUGGUGGUUGCCAAUCCUGCAAACACUAAUGCACUCACUUUGAAAGAAUUCGCCCCUUCAAUCCCAGUUAAGAAUAUCACAUGUCUUACUAGACUAGACCAUAAUCGAGCCCUAACUCACAUCUCCGAGAGGCUAAAUGUUGACGUUAGAGAUGUAGAGAAUGUAAUCAUAUGGGGAAAUCAUUCUUCAACCCAAUAUCCAGAUGCCAAUUAUGCCAUUGCCACCACCGACAGCGGAGAGAAGUCUGUCAGAGCACUUGUUGCUGAUGAUCAUUGGAUAGAUUAUGAGUACAUCAAUUCAGUGCGGGAACGUGGUGCUGAAAUCAUCAAAGCCCGGAAACUGUCAAGCGCAUUGUCUGCUGCAAGUGCUGCUUGCGACCAUGACUGGAUUAUUGGAACUGCCAAGGGAACUUGGGUUUCCAUGGGAGUGUAUUCUGAUGGUUCUUAUGGUAUCCAACCUGACAUCAUCUACUCAUUUCCUGUUACUUGCCAAAAAGGAGAAUGGUCAAUUGUGCAGGGUCUCAAGAUUAAUGAGUUCUCAAGAGAGAAGAUGGAUACAAGUAUGAAAGAACUAACUAGAGAAGAGUCAUUGGCUUAUUCAUGUCUCAAUCAAACAUAA